AUGAGCUCAAUUGGAUUAGCCCACAACGUGUCCAUUUUAGGGUCGGGCGAGACCACCGUAGUCCUCAGCCAUGGUUACGGCACCGACCAAUCCGUGUGGAAGCUUCUCGUCCCCCACCUCGUAGACGACUACAAAGUCCUGCUCUACGACAAUAUGGGCGCGGGGACCACCAAUCCCGACUAUUUCGAUUUCGAGCGUUAUUCCAGCUUGGAAGGCUAUUCCUAUGACCUGAUUGCUAUUCUGGACGAAUUCCACGUCAGCAAGUGCAUAUACGUGGGCCACUCCAUGUCAGCCAUGGCCGGAGCCGUGGCAUCUAUUUUCAGGCCGGACUUGUUUCACAAGCUCAUCAUGAUUUCGCCGUCCCCAAGGAAGGAGAUAGAUGAGGUGGUGGGGUCGAUGGAGGAGAACUACAAGUCGAUGGCGCUGGGAUCUGCGCCGCUUAUACUGGCUUGUGACCUGGAAUCGGCGGCCGUGCAGGAGUACGUUAGGACCCUGUUCAACAUGCGGCCUGAUAUUUCGUGCUGCAUAGCCCGUAUGAUAUUCGGGCUCGACCUGAGGCCCUACAUCGGCCACAUCAAGGUCCCGUGCCACAUCAUCCACAGCGCCAAGGACUUUAUGGUCCCAGUUGCGGUGGGAGAGUACCUGUGCAAACACUUGGGAGGUCCGUCGGUUGUGGAGGUGAUGCCAACUGAGGGCCACCUGCCGCACCUCAGCGCGCCGGAGGUCACAAUUCCGGUGGUGCUCCGCCACGUAAGACAGGACAUCGAGGUUUAG
Messenger RNA from Striga asiatica, 774 nucleotides. NCBI's taxonomy places the organism in Eukaryota, Viridiplantae, Streptophyta, Magnoliopsida, Lamiales, Orobanchaceae. The record is from the annotation of a GenBank genome assembly.